AUGCCGAAGACUAGCAUGGGAGAAACUCCGUUUAGCCUCGUCUAUGGUACGGAAGCCGUGAUCCCGGCAGAGUUUGGCCAUCCGUCACCCCGCAUGCUAGCCAUGGAAAAACAAAACAAUGAGCAAGAGCGCAGACUCGACUUGGAUCUUCCCGAAGAGAGACGAGAAAAUGCAGCCAUUAACGAGGCCAAGUACAAGUCAAAAUUGGAAAAAUAUUACAACGCUAGAAUGUGCAUAUGCACUUUCUUAUCGGGAGACUUUGUCCAAAGAGAUAACGAGGCAUCGAACGCAGAACGACCAGGAAAGCUCGCGCCUAAAUGA
This is a messenger RNA of Helianthus annuus (common sunflower), 321 nucleotides long. RefSeq lists its product as uncharacterized. The record is from RefSeq and is a predicted model, not a curated record. The transcript has a single exon. Bases 1 to 321 code for a protein of 106 amino acids. Lineage: Eukaryota; Viridiplantae; Streptophyta; Magnoliopsida; Asterales; Asteraceae.